AUGAGUUUAACCAUUGAGGAUGGUCUAAGUGACUUACCUGAUGCUCCUCUUCUUUACAUUUUAUCAUUUUUGUACACCAAACACGCUGUCCGAACUUGCGUGUUGUCCAAGAGAUGGAAACAUCUCUGGAAACGUAAUCCUACCCUUACAUUACAUUCCUCAAGAUUUUCCAAUGUGGAGAAUUUUGACAUAUUCGUUUCUAAGAUAUUGACUCUUCGAGAUACCUCAACUGCAAUGCAGGCUUUUGAUCUUGACCGUCGAGGUGAGAUUGAGCCUCAACUUCUUAAAAAUGUUUUAGACUAUGUUUGCUCCCAUAAUACCUUCCUCGAGGAAUUAGGAAUCUCUGUCUGUGGUGAUAGUUCUCCCAUUCAAAUUCUCUCCUUAGUUCCUAAUUUAUUGAAGUUUAAGAUACCUUCUUUGUGUAACUUGAAGUCACUGGAAAUAGAACUGGAAUCACUUCAAAUGGGAUUACCCGACAUACUGAUGGAGUCCAUGUUAAGGAAAGUUGCUCGCCUUCGGCGAAACUUGAAAUCUCGUCAGUGUGGGAUUGAUUUUAAACUUAACCAGGGCGUUGAAGGAAUCCGAGGACUGGUUUUCAAUCACUUCUCAUCUCAUUUUAAAUUUGUGGCUGUUGAAAGACCUAGCAUUGAGAAUCUCAAUUUUAAUAUGCUUAGUUUAGGCCAAUGUGGUGAGCUAACCAAACUUUUUUCAGUUGACGAAGUUAAACAAGCUGUUUGGGAUUGUGACAGUUUUAAAAGUCCUGGACCAGAUGGUUUAUAUGGGGUUUGUUAA
Medicago truncatula (barrel medic) is the source of this 792-nucleotide messenger RNA. Its product is annotated as putative FBD-associated F-box protein At5g22720. Gene Ontology annotation, molecular function: protein binding. The transcript has 3 exons. NCBI's taxonomy places the organism in Eukaryota, Viridiplantae, Streptophyta, Magnoliopsida, Fabales, Fabaceae. The record is from RefSeq and is a predicted model, not a curated record. The coding region runs from base 1 to 792 and encodes 263 amino acids.